CUCUUCUUUUCUUUUCCGCCUCUUUUGCAGCGGCGAAGAUCUUGUGAGUGAGGAUCUCGCUGAUUGAUUGAAGCCUGCCUGUCUGCUCUGUCAAUGAAGUGGACAAGACGCAGCAGCAGCAUCCGCUCUCUGUGAGAAGGGCCAGCCCACUCAGCCAAUGGCGCGGCACAACUCAUCAUCCCGGACGAAGGGCGAGGGCGAACCGCCGAGGUGGAAAACAGUCGCUGUGGUGAGCCGCGAUGCUGCUGAUCUUCCUCCGCAUUCCAUAGCCAUCCAUCCAUGUGUGUGUCUGUGUCGUGUGGCGUGUGCGUUGUCUGCCAUGUCAGCUUGCGGGGGGUCUGAUCUUCAACUUGACGAUGGGUAGCAUGUACACCUUCGGCAACCUCAAUCUGUACAUCACCUCCUACAUGCGGCACAAGAGCCACAUCCCCAUCAGAUACAAAGACACCGCAUGGAUCACCACUUCUGGUGAGGCGAGGCGAGGCGAAGGAGGCGAGGCGCGACCGACUGAUUGAUUCGUUCAUUUCGUGUGCCUGCUGUGCAUUCGCAUGUGUGUGUGUGUGUGUGUGUUGUGCAGCCGUGAUUGGGGGCGGUCUGAUGAUUCCGUUCGGCGGCAAACUGGAGCAGACAAUCGGACCAAGGUGACACCAGCCAACACCACACAAUCUCACACAAUCUCACCUCACCCUCGUUGUGGUCUUCCUUCCCUCCCUCCCUCCCUCCCUCCCACUCUGCAGAUGGGGUGCGCUGCUGGGCGGCUUCCUCAUGUCGAGUGGCGUCCUGCUGUCGGCAUGGACAGUGCGGUCGUACCCCCUGUUUCUCCUCACUUACGGCAUCCAGUUCGGCCUCGCCAACGGCAUCGCCUUCCCAUGCCCACUUGCAUGCGCCUUCCGGUGGAUGCCCAAGAGGAGGGGCCUGGCCAGCGGGGUCAUUCUGUCCGGCGUGGGGCUGAGUGCUCUCGUGUUGGGGCCGAUACAGGUGAAUAGGUGCGUUGGGUGUGUGGGAUGGGGAGAGGAUCGCUAUGGAUUGUCUGUGCUGUGGGGCUGGCUGUUGUGUGACAGACGUGGUAUGUGAAUCCUGACAAUGUUCGUCCGGAUGUGGCGCCCUAUGCCGCGCAUCCCGAGGAGAGGUACUUUGACGACCCUCAGGUGCUCGACAGGCUGCCCAAGCUGUUCUUCUGGAGGUCAGGCCAGACACAUAGCACACCGUAAUGAGGAUUCUCGUCACGUAUGUUGCGUAUGCCUGUGUGUCGGCUGUCAGUGGUUUGGUCUACGGUGUGAUCCAGUUUAUUGGUGCGUGUCUUCUGAUCGACCCGCCAGAGCCGUCCCCACCCCCCUACAGCCAUCGCAAGGUAGCACCCACUCCUCCACCACACGGAAUGUGUACCACCUCCCCUCCUCUCCAUUUGUGUGUCUUACCUCGAUCAGCGUGUGUCAACUGAGGCGGAUGAGUCGUCCGAGGCGCACAUGCUGCACCGUGUGGUCGACCCGCAGCUGUCGCCGAGUGAGGCACUGACCACGCCGCAGUUCUGGCUCCUGUGGGCGCUCUUUUUCCUCAACUCACAUGUGGUGUCCUUCCUGGCCACUUUCUGGAAGGUAUGUAACCAGACAGGAUCAGUAUGUGGGCGGUGCUUAUGGUGCACCUGUGUCUGCCUUGCUUGUGUGUGUGUGUGUGUGUGUGUGUGUGUGUUAGGUGUUGGGUCACUCCGAGGGUCGUUUGAGCGACCACACGUUGGCCUACAUGGGGAGCACGACGGCGGCCAUCGCGAAUUGCCUGGGGCGGGUGGGGUGGGGCUACCUCACGGACCAAUUCACCUUCAAGUUCUGCGUGGUAUAUAGGGCGACAAGAGCACACACAUAUGGGGGAAUGGAUGGAUGGAUGGAUGUGUGUGCAGAUGGCAUUGGCGCUGAUUGUGUGUGUCUUUGGGCUGAGCAUCCGUUGGGCGGCCAGGUGGGGUGUGGUGCCCUUCUUCGUCUGGCUGUUCGCACUCUACUUCUGUGUCGGAGGUCAGGCAAUCAAUCAGUAAUCAGCAAACACGGACACACACCACACAGACGAAGGAACAGUCAGUCACCAUCCACCCAUUCGCUCCUGUCGUUGUGUCUAUCGUUUCUGGUGAGUGCAGGCAACUUUGCCAUGUUCCCUGCGGUGCGUGCAGACACACACCAAUGCAGGGAGGCAGCAGGCAUGCAUAUCGGCAGCCAAGUGGUGUGGUGUGGUGUGUCGCUGUCAUUCCUGCAGGCGACUGCUCACACGUUUGGGGCGCAACACUUCGGUCCCAACUACGGGCUCAUCUACACAGCCCGCGUUGCCAGCUCCCUACUGGUGGCCUCCCUCUUGGCAUAUACCUACCACCCUGCCGGCUUGGCGGGCGUGACAUUCUGCAUCGGCAUGUGCAGCCUUCUCAGCAUCUUUCUGGCGGCCUUUUUUGACCCGCAGCCUCUGCGACUGCGCCUUGACGCCUUCCAAAGCGAUGUCCCGAUCAGCACGACGGAGAGGCAGGUCCAUCAUGCGCCUCCGUGGCAGACGAGGCACCACUUUAGGGAGAGGAAGAGGGGGCAUCAGAGACAAUAUGCAGCUCGGUGACAUUUGUUGAGUUGCUGCUGGUCGGUGCUGAGUAUGGAUGUGGCUGUGCUGAAAUCGCAUGAUGUGAUGUGUGUUUUUCUGUGACCUGGUUGCAAUUAUUGUGUGC
Vitrella brassicaformis is the source of this 2692-nucleotide messenger RNA. The record is from the annotation of a GenBank genome assembly. NCBI's taxonomy places the organism in Eukaryota, Vitrellaceae.